Molecule: messenger RNA, 3031 nt
Organism: Oncorhynchus kisutch (coho salmon)
Lineage: Eukaryota; Metazoa; Chordata; Actinopteri; Salmoniformes; Salmonidae
Product: receptor-type tyrosine-protein phosphatase O-like
Exons: 21
Coding region: 288-2906 (872 amino acids)
Biological process (GO): podocyte differentiation; axon guidance; negative regulation of canonical Wnt signaling pathway
Cellular component (GO): glutamatergic synapse; GABA-ergic synapse; plasma membrane
Molecular function (GO): protein tyrosine phosphatase activity; cadherin binding; Wnt-protein binding
Source: RefSeq, a predicted model, not a curated record
CAGCUGAAGGUAAUAGCUGAAUGGUAUCUGAAGGUAAUAGCUGAAUGGUAUCUGUUAUGACCUGAUCCUAGAUCAGUACUGCUGGAGUAAGGGCGCCUAUGUUGUCAGAUGAGGACAAUAGCUGAAUGGUAUCUGUUGUGACUGAUCCUAGAUCAGUAUUCCUGGAGUAAGGGCUCCUAUGUUGUCAGAUGAAGGUAAUAGCUGAAUGGUAUCUGUUAUGACCUGAUCCUAGAUCAGUACUGCUGGAGUUAAGGGCUCCUAUGUUGUCAGAUGAAGGCAAUAGCUGAAUGGUAUCUGUUGUGACCUGUGCUGUUCUGACCUCUCUGAGCCCUGUCUCCCCGUCCUCAGGUAACUCUACAGAGACGGCCACGGUGGAUGAGAACACUCAUGAGUUCUUCACGGAGCUGACAGAGCCUGGUACCUACAGAGUCCAGGUCACCACACUGAGCUCCGCAGGAGACUGUGAGGCCAGGGAGAGCACCGCGUAUACAGGGCUCACCUUCUAUCUCAGCCCCAGUGGAGAGGUGCUGGAGCAGCCCCAGGAGCGGCCCCAGGGUGUCAGUAUCAGGCUGCUGGGCUCCAGUACUGCAGCGGUGUCCUGGGCCCUGUCCUCUGAGAGCCACAACGGCAGCCUGGUGUCAGUCCUGUCCCUAACCUGCCUCCGACCCAGCGUCAGCCAACGCAUGGAGAACACAUACUGCAGUGAGGAGAACACGACCAGUGACAUCCUGUCCAACCUGACUCCAGGUGCCCAGUACAGAGUGGUGGUGUACCAUACUAACGGUCCUCUCAUCAGUCCUCCUUCCGAACCUGUUAUCAUAGUCAUCGAGCCAACGGGAGUGCGGGAGCUGGUGGUGUAUUCUCUGAGCCCGACUGCAGUCAUCCUGUCGUGGCAGAGACCGUACCACGUGGCAUUCAGGAAGUACGUCCUGCAGACAUUCUUCUUCAACCCUGUCACGCUGGCCUCCGAGUGGACCACGUACUACGAGAUCGCUGCUACUGCCUCAGUCAUCGCAUCCGUGAGAGUGACAGAUCUGUUGCCGGCCUGGUACUACAACUUCCGUGUUACCAUGGUGACGUGGGGCGAUCCCCCUCUCAGCUGCUGUGACAGCUCUACUGUUAGCUUUGUUACAGCUCCUGAGGCCCCCCACAUCUCGUCAGUAGACUACAACCAUGGGACUCUGUACGUCCGCUGGACCUACGGGGAACUCUUCAUAGACAUGUCCCACAGCAGGAUGCUACACUGGCAGGUCACAGCUCACGGCAAGAAGGGAUCCAAGAGGACUUACUCCACUGAUGUCACCCGUAAUGUGAUGGGUGCCAGUCUGGCCCUGCCUCCAGGAGACAUUUAUAACCUGACUGUAUCAGCCUGUACCGAAGGCAAACGCAACUCCUCUGUCCCCAACAUCAUUAAACUGGAGCCAGCCCCUCCGCGGUCCCUGUACGCGGUGAAUGCCACCCACUCCUCAGUGACCCUGCUCUGGAGCGGGGAGGGAGUGGUUGACUUCUACCAGGUGCUCUGUAAACCCACCAACACCAUCAACAAGGACCUCAAGGCUCGGGAGCCUCUAACAGCCCAGUCCCAUGUGGUGACAGUGUCCAGCCUGCUACCCUCCUCCUCCUAUAACUGCAGUGUGAUCAGUUAUAGCUACAGUACGCCCAGCGAGCCAGCCUUCAUACACAUCUCUACUACAGCCAGAGAGAUGAACCCCAGCGUAGCUGCCAUCUCUGCUCUAGCAGUCCUCAGUGUCCUCCUUCUCAGCCUGCUGGUACUCUUCCUAAUGAUGCUGCGUAAGAAACACCUGCAGAUGGCCAGGGAGUGCGGAGCAGAAACAUUCGUCAACUUUGCUUCGUUUGAGAGAGACAGCAAACUGCCCUACAACUGGCGAAGGAGCCUCUUUGCCUUCCUCACCCUCCUGCCAUCCUGCCUUUGGACUGACUAUCUUUUGGCUUUUUAUAUUAAUCCUUGGAGCAAGACUGCUUUAAAGAAACGGAAGCUAACAAGCCCUGUCCAGAUGGAUGACUUUGAUGCGUACCUCAAAGACAUGAGCAAAGACUCCGCCUACAAGUUCUCUCUGCAGUUUGAGGAGCUGAAGAGCGUAGGUCUGGAUCUUGCCCAUGAUGCAGCAGACCUGCCUAUCAACAGACCCAAGAACCGCUACACCAACAUCCUGCCGUAUGACUUCAGCAGAGUGAAGGUGAUCUAUUUACAUAACGAUGAGGGAUCAGACUACAUCAACGCCAACUACAUACCAGGUUAUAAAUCACCCAGAGAGUACAUCGCUACCCAGGGUCCCCUGCCUGAGACGAGGAACGACUUCUGGAACAUGAUCCUGCAGCAGAAGAGCCACAUCAUUGUGAUGCUGACGCAGUGUAACGAGAGACGCAGGGUGAAGUGUGACCACUACUGGCCAUUCACAGAUGAGCCGGUGACCUACGGAGAGAUCAGUGUUGAGAUGCUGUCGGAGUCAGAAUCACCAGAGUGGACCAUAAGGAACUUCAGACUGGGAUAUGCUGACGAGUCUCAGGAUGUCCUCCAUCUCAACUACACGUCCUGGCCGGACCACGGUGUUCCCACGGUCAACGCCAUCGAUAGCAUCCUGCAGUUCGUACACAUCGUCCGCCAGCAGGCCAACCGCACCAAAGAACCCAUUGUGGUUCACUGCAGUGCUGGUGUGGGCCGGACAGGGACCUUCAUCGCUCUGGACCGACUGAUGCAACACAUCAGAGAACAUGAGUAUACUGACAUCCUGGGUAUGGUGUCUGAGAUGAGGUCUCAUCGACUCUCCAUGGUCCAGACAGAGGAGCAGUAUGUGUUCAUCCACCAGUGUGUCCUGCUGAUGUGGAAGAAGAAGACACAGUCCAUCAGCAGUGAUGUCAUCUACGAGAACAUCAGCAAGUCCUAGUGAUGCCUCCUGCACAACGCCGUGACAUCACUCAGACUCUCGUGCUUCAGGCAUCCGUUCUCUACCGAGACACGUUUCAUCAUUGAUACAAAAAAAAUUAACACAGAAUGUUUGACUAAUCUGAC